Chaetura pelagica (chimney swift) is the source of this 783-nucleotide messenger RNA. RefSeq names its product odd-skipped related transciption factor 2 (gene OSR2). Gene Ontology annotation, cellular component: nucleus. Gene Ontology annotation, biological process: urogenital system development; embryo development; regulation of transcription by RNA polymerase II. The record is from RefSeq and is a predicted model, not a curated record. The transcript is spliced from 4 exons. Bases 1 to 783 code for a protein of 260 amino acids. Lineage: Eukaryota; Metazoa; Chordata; Aves; Apodiformes; Apodidae. Gene Ontology annotation, molecular function: DNA-binding transcription factor activity, RNA polymerase II-specific; RNA polymerase II transcription regulatory region sequence-specific DNA binding.
AUGGGAAGCAAAGCUCUUCCAGCCCCCAUCCCGCUGCACCCGUCCCUGCAACUCACCAACUACUCCUUUCUCCAGGCUGUGAACACCUUCCCCGCAGCUGUGGACCAGUUGCAAGGUCUGUAUGGACUCAGCGCCGUGCAAACCAUGCACAUGAACCACUGGACAUUGGGCUACCCCAAUGUGCACGAAAUCACUCGCUCCACCAUCACGGAGAUGGCGGCCGCCCAGGGCUUGGUGGACUCCCGCUUCCCUUUCCCUGCGCUCCCCUUCGCCACGCACCUCUUCCACCCUAAGCAAGGGGCCAUCGCCCACGUCCUCCCAGCCUUGCACAAGGACAGGCCUCGCUUUGACUUUGCCAACCUGGCCGUGGCCGCCACGCAGGAGGACCCCCCCAAGAUAUUCUGCGGCAGGCCCUUCACCAAGCCCUACAACCUCCUCAUCCACGAGCGGACCCACACGGACGAACGGCCCUACACCUGCGACAUCUGCCACAAGGCUUUCCGGAGGCAGGACCACCUGCGGGACCACCGGGCGGACAGGCAGUGUGCCCGUCUGCCCGAGGCGGCUUCUCGCUCGUGUCCCACACCGAUGUUUCAAGUCGAAUCUCCACACAAAUGUCCCACAUGUGGAAGAACCUUUAAUCAAAGAAGUAAUCUGAAAACUCACCUUCUUACCCAUACAGACAUCAAGCCCUACAACUGUGAGCAGUGCGGCAAAGUGUUCAGGCGAAACUGUGAUCUUCGGCGGCACAGUCUAACUCACACCCCGCGGCAGGACUUCUAG